AUGAUAACGCUUAAAUUUAAUCGCUUUUUAUCAUUUAUGGCUUCGAAUGCGCAACUUGGAAAAUUCAUCUUGUCGGCCGCUAUUUUCGCGUUCUCGUACUACUUCUUCUGGGUGGCAGUUCUCCCCUUUAUGCUAAUCGAUGAAGCGAAUCCCAUCCGGUUGUUCUUCCCUCCGCUGAAGUACGCUUUCAUAGUGCCCACUGUAUUUGGGGUGAUUUUUCUCGGCGGCAUCGCCGCGUUCUCCUUCUACCACAUCUGGAGCCUGAAGGUGAAGCGCGAUUAA
This is a messenger RNA of Drosophila ananassae, 282 nucleotides long. RefSeq names its product dolichol-phosphate mannose synthase subunit 2 (gene Dpm2). Gene Ontology annotation, biological process: GPI anchor biosynthetic process. The record is from RefSeq and is a predicted model, not a curated record. The transcript is spliced from 2 exons. Gene Ontology annotation, molecular function: enzyme regulator activity. Gene Ontology annotation, cellular component: endoplasmic reticulum membrane; dolichol-phosphate-mannose synthase complex. The coding region runs from base 1 to 282 and encodes 93 amino acids. NCBI's taxonomy places the organism in Eukaryota, Metazoa, Arthropoda, Insecta, Diptera, Drosophilidae.